CCCAGGCUCGGUAUGAAAGCCAGCGGAUCCAAAUGGAGUCGGAGUUGGCCGUGCAGCUGGAGCAGCGAGUGACAGAGCGGCUGGCGCAGGCUCAGGAGAGCAGCCUGCGGCAAGCAGCCUCCCUGAGGGAGCAUCACAGGAAGCAGCUGCAGGAGCUGAAUGGACAGCACCAGCAGGAAUUGUCCACCCAGUUGGCUCAGUUCAAGGUGGAAAUGGCAGAACGAGAGGAAAGGCAGCAGCAGGUGGCUCAGGACUAUGAGCUCAGACUGGCCCGGGAGCAGGCACGAGUGCGUGAACUGCAGAGUGGGAACCAGCAGCUGGAGGAGCAGCGGGUGGAGCUGGUGGAGCGACUCCAGGCCAUGCUGCAGGCCCACUGGGAGGAGGCAAACCAGCUGCUCAGCUCCCCUCUCCUGCCGCCCAACCCCACGGUUCCUCCAGUCAGCCUAUCCAGCCCUGGGCCUCAGGAACUGGAGAAGGGGGAGAGGAGGAUGUGGACUGUGCCCCCUGUGGCUGUGGCCCUAAAGCCAGUGUUGCAGCAGAGCCGGGAAGCAAGGGAAGAGCUGCCUGGAGUGCCGCCUGUUCUCUGCAGCCCCUCCCCAGAUCUUAGCCUCUUGCUGGGCCCCACUUUCCAGAGCCAGCAUUCCUUCCAGCCCCUGGAGCCAAAGCCUGAUCUCACUUCAUCCUCAGCGGAGGCCUUCUCUGCAGUUGGAACCUUCCAUCCCGAUCACAGGGCUGAACGGCCGUUCCCUGAGGAAGAUCCUGGGUCCGACAGGGAUGGCUUCCUAAAGCAAGGGCUGCCGCCCGCUUCCCAGCUUCAGGGCCUCAAGCAUUUUUUGCAACAGCUGCUGGAGACAGCACCCCCGAGCAACGAGAACCCCUCUGCCGACCUGCUGCCCACCAAGUCUGGUCCUCUGACUGUCCCAACUUGGGAGGAAGCCCCUCAGGUGCCACGCCUCCCACCUCCUGUCCAUAAAACUAAAGUGCCCUUAGCCAUGGCGUCCAGUCUUUUCCGGGUCCAUGAGCUUCCCUCAGCCCAUUCACAGAGCGGUGGUCCCCGCGGUGGCUCCCCAGAGAGAGGUGGAGAUGGGCUCGCAUCCUCGAGGCAGCUGAUGGAGGUGUCUCAGCUGCUGCGACACUACCAAGCUCGGGGCUGGGGGGCGCUGCCUGCGGAGGAUCUGCUGCUCUACCUGAAGAGGCUGGAACACAGCGGGUACCAGCCUGGAGGGACGGGAGGAAAGAUUAGGACUGACAGCCGAGGGGAUAAUGUCCCCAGAAGGAACACAGGCUCCCGCUUGGGUGAGAUCCCCCGGAAAGAGAUUCCUUCCCAGACUCUCCCUCGCCGCCUCGCUACAGCCCCUAAGACUGAAAAGCCUCCAGCUCGGAAAAAAAGUGGGCACCCGGCCCCUGGUAGCACGCGGAGUCGGGGGGGAAUCUGGAGAUAAGCCCCUUGCCUUCUCCUCUUCUUUGUUCUCUUCUUCUUUUUAUUAUUUUAAUAAAUGCUCAAUAGUCUGUAUGAGAGUCUCUGACUCAUAGAAAUCUGGAAAAUGGAGGUUUUAUAAGAAACCACUUUGUGAAGAAACUCAUUCUAUUCUAUUUGGGUAUGUUUUUAUCUGUUUCUGUUUUAUAUUCUGUGGGAAAAGACAUGAAUGCUUUGAAGGAAAACUGUCCGUGGCUGGGUUUGAGAAGUUUCAGUGAGCCUAGGCUCAGUGUUGAAGCGUGACUGGCUCUGGCUCGUAGUGGAAUUGUGGGUGAUUCCUAUUUUCUUCUUUAUUCAU
Molecule: messenger RNA, 1775 nt
Organism: Vicugna pacos (alpaca)
Lineage: Eukaryota; Metazoa; Chordata; Mammalia; Artiodactyla; Camelidae
Source: RefSeq, a predicted model, not a curated record